AUGGCGCAAGUCACGAAAGCCGAAGCUACAGCGGCAAAGCAACUGAACUCUCCUCUCCUCCGUCUACCAGCAGAGCUACGAAACCUCAUCUAUCGCUACGCGCUCGGCGACCGUACCCUCAUCCUAUCCACGAUCGAUGACGAAACGCUCCGCCUUUACCAGCGCGACAUACCUGCUUUCGCAUUGCUAGCUCUAUGUAAACAGAUCCACAGCGAAACAGUGCUUCUCCCUUACAGCCUCAACACAUUCGACAUCGAUUGCUGCUUCACCUUCAAGUGUCUGGUAGCCACUAUUCCCCGGACUCACGUACAAGCUAUCAAGAAGCUGGAUCUUCGUACCUUGGCGAUUUGGGGGGAAUCGAAUUACGAGACCUGUAUGAGGCUAAAAGUGUUUAGUGCUCUGGAGGAAGUCACGUUCAGUUAUGCUGGCAGCACAGAUACGCUGUGGCAUCGCGAUUGUGAGGAACGCUGGGCUGAGGCAGUCAAGAUGCUAAGGGAAAAGAUGCCCUGGGUUGCGACGUCGAUGCGGGACUUGCGUGACGAGAUUCUUAGGGACGACGCGCUCGAUUUCGCUGCGUGA
Alternaria incomplexa is the source of this 579-nucleotide messenger RNA. RefSeq lists its product as uncharacterized. Lineage: Eukaryota; Fungi; Ascomycota; Dothideomycetes; Pleosporales; Pleosporaceae. The transcript has a single exon. The coding region runs from base 1 to 579 and encodes 192 amino acids. The record is from RefSeq and is a predicted model, not a curated record.